Triticum turgidum subsp. durum (durum wheat) is the source of this 2187-nucleotide messenger RNA. NCBI's taxonomy places the organism in Eukaryota, Viridiplantae, Streptophyta, Magnoliopsida, Poales, Poaceae. The record is from the annotation of a GenBank genome assembly.
AUGGUCGCCAUGGGCGCGGACGAGGAGGAGCGGCCCGUGCACCAGGGCUGCAUGGCCGGCUUCCUCCACCUCUUCGACCGCCCGCACGUCCUCUCCGGCAAGCGCCGCCUCUGCCACCACCCCCGCCGCCUCCUCUCCUCCUCCUCCAGCGUACGUGCACCCGCGCGCGCUCGCCGCUCCGCUUUUCUUUUCUUGCCCCUCGCUCGUCGGUCGAUUAAUGGCGAUGCUUCUUGGUGUGUCAAUCAGGGGUCGGCGACGCCGUCGGAGAUGUCGAUGCCGCUGGACCGGGCGACGCCGCUGCCGUCGUCGCCCGAGAUGACGCCGCCCGCCGCGCCGAGGCCGUCGCUCCAGCUCCCGCCGCUGGACCUCAAGGACCGGGGCGGCGCGGCCGCGUCCUGGAGGCUGCCGCGCCUCUCGCUCGACAGCCGCGCGGUGGUCGACGCCAGGGGGAAGCUCCGGCAGCGGGACAACAUCAGGACGGCGGCGCCGCCGUCCCCUGGCGUGGCGGGCUCGCCCAGCGUCGUCGCGCGGCUCAUGGGGCUCGACGCGCUGCCGCACGGCGCCGCGGACGAGGAGGACGGCCAGCACGCCGCUCGGGGUGGCGAGCUCAGGCGGUCCGCGUCCGAGCGUGUGCCGCGCGACCCGGCGCGCUUCCGGUUCGUCGACCCGUCUUUCUUCGAGAAGCCGGCGCUGCUUCCGCAACGGCCGUCGUCCCCGAUGGCUGAGGCGGCGCUGGCACAGCGGCAGUCGCCGGAUCCGGCCUUCCACAGGGCGGCGGCGCUGCAGAGGCGCAGCAGCCACUUCGACGCGCGCGAGGUGUUCCCCGAGCCGGCGAAGCGCGUCGACCCGAGCGCCGGGCGCGGCGAGAUCGCGCUCUGCGGCGAGAUCGAUCGGCGCCUCCGCAAGCGUGGCAUCGCCGAGCCGGCCAGGGAUCUCGAGACGCUCAAGCAAAUCCUGGAGGCCCUCCAGCUCAAAGGCCUCCUCCGCCACAGCUCUCCGGCGCCGCCAUUGUCCGUGCGCAACCAUCCGCCUCCCAUCGUCGUGAUGCGCCCGUCAUCCCGGCCGCCGCAGCCUCCAACCUCUCCCACCAGGCGAUUACGUGUCCAGGUCGACAAUGCCCGCCGCCCGCGUUCUCCUGACCGAGCGGCGUCCCCCGCACGGAGCCCGGCCUCCCCAGCGCGACGAGGCCCGCAGUCCCCUCAGCGCCGCGUCUCGCCGGAGAAGCGCCACCAGCCCUUCAAGAAGCCGAACAACGCCGAGCUCCCAAGCAUCCGCCCCCGCAUUGCCCGCCACGCUGCUCACAGUCUAUCUCCCGACGACGACGCGUGGACCAUCUUCUCGGACGGCGGCAGCAGCAGCUCUGUCAGUGCCAGUGCCAGUGCCUCCUCGCGCUGGGACAUGGAGCGGCAGCGGGCACGACUGGUGGACGACCCGAGAACGGACCGCGGCCUGCUGGAGCGCUGCGACAAGCUGCUGAGCAGCAUCGAGGCGUUCACCGGCGCCGGAGACGCGGCGGCCGACCAGCAGCCGAGCCCGGUGUCCGUCCUCGACGCGGCGACGUUCCUCGCCGACGAGGACUCGCCGUCGUCGUCGGGGUCGAAGCGGGGGAUGGGCCGGAGAGCGCCGAGCCCCCGGCCGGUCGCCUCUCUGUCCUUUCCCGAGGACGACGACGAGGUGGUCCCCGAGGCGUGGCUGGUCGGACCGGAGGCCAGUGACCCCGACUUCGCCUACGUGGCAGAAGUCGUCUGUUUGUCGGACCGGAUGAGGAGCCCGGAUGACGUGUACCGCACGGUGGAGAAGCGGCGCCGGCGUGGCGAGGACACGUGGCAGCACCGCAGGCUGCUGUGCGGCGCGGCGGCGGAGGCGCUGGACCGGUGGCGGUGCGCGCACCCGUCGGAGCCCGUCGCGUGGCUCCGCGGCGAGGAGCUCCUGCGCCACGUCUGGGCGGAGGUCCAGCGCGCCAUGGAGCCGGCCGGGCAGGCGGCCGGAGAUGAUCUGAACGACCAAACUAGUGAAGCCAUCCUGCGCGACCUGGCGGCGGACCGGCGGUGGUCGCCGAGCGCCGAGGCGGCGGACGCCGUGCUGCAGAUCGAGCGGCUGCUGUUCAAGGACCUGGUGGCCGACGCCAUCUGCGAGCUCGCCGAGGCCGACCGCCUCCGCCUCCCGCGCCGGAAGCUGGCCUUCUGA